AUGGCUGGGCUCGUGGAGAAGCUGGUAAACCUCGUUGGGCGCGCGUUCUACUCGGAUGAGCAUGUCGUCGUACUCAGCGCCUUGAUCCGCGAAAAAUUCAUGAAGGACGAUGAGAUGGGGAACGCCGUGAACCUACAGACGCGUCAAGUGCGCAAGAUCAUGAACGAGCUGCACCAGGACAACCUCGUCUGCGAGGAGGUGUUGAACGACAAGCGGCUGGGCGGCAGCUCGUCCACGUCGUACUGGUACAUUGACUACAAAUACUUUGUGGACGUGGUACAGUAUCGCUUGUACUUGAUGCACGAGCAUCUCAAAGACAGUGAGCAGUUGGAGAUCGAGCGACAAACAUUCCAAUGCAGUGAUCCUGAGUGUGGACGAGAGUAUACAGCGCUAGAGGCGCAGCUCCUGCUGAUGCCUGGACAGUAUCAGUUCCGAUGUGGACACUGCAAUGAAUUACUACUGGAAUGUGACAAUAACGAUCGACUUCUGCGGAUUCAGAACCUGCAACGCAAGUUUAAGGACCAGAUGAACAAGCAGAACGGCAUGCACGAAGGUAUUUAUGAGGUUUUACGUCGUAUCGGCGACUUUGUAAAGGAAGGACACACGCUCCCGAGUAAUCUUCCCAGCGACAACCGCGCUGCUGGCCUAGGAGGCACAAGCGCUCGUGCUAAUGCCUCGAAUGGAGGAGGUGGCCGAGGAGGAGGCGGAGGAGGCGGCGGCGGUGGCAGCCGUGGAGACGAUCAGAACAGCCAGUCGUACUUGUAUCCAUAUGGGGCACAGGAUCAAGAGAUUAUCGUCGAUAUUGCAGGAAACGACCAUGCAGAGGACGAGUAUUUAACGAGCAGGGAGCGGAAGGAGGACAAGGAGGCGGCGAAUCAACAGGUUGCAGCUCCGCGAGCACUACCAGAGUUCUUGCAGGGCAGUUCUAUCAGUGGACAUAUGGCGGCGAAGCACUUGCAACCUGCUGUGGCGGAUGAGAAGCCGAUUGCUAUGGAAACAAGCCUGCAGGGUGUGGAUCCGCUCACGCAGAGUGAGAUGACUGAAGAACAGAGACAAGAAGCGUUCAAGCGCGCGUAUAUGGCCGAACUGGAGAGAUACAACGAAGAGAACCACGAAGGAGAAGUGCAGGUGCAGGUAGACAAACAGGGCUGGGACGCCGAGAUGAAUGGCGACGCGAUGGACGAAGAAGAGCUCGAGGACGUCGAGUGGGAGUGGUGCACAGACGACGAAGGCGGCGUCAAUGACACGGAGGUCACGGUUAAUGGCCAGCCCAAGCGAUUGGACGGAGUGGACGAUGAGGAUCUGCUCAAUAUGACGGAAGAAGAGUUCUUGAGCUGCUACCGAAUGUGUCUUGCUGAGAACGGCGCGUCUCAAUAA
Messenger RNA from Phytophthora nicotianae INRA-310, 1377 nucleotides. RefSeq lists its product as hypothetical. The record is from RefSeq and is a predicted model, not a curated record. The coding region runs from base 1 to 1377 and encodes 458 amino acids. The transcript has 5 exons. Gene Ontology annotation, biological process: transcription open complex formation at RNA polymerase II promoter; transcription initiation at RNA polymerase II promoter. Gene Ontology annotation, cellular component: transcription factor TFIIE complex. Lineage: Eukaryota; Oomycota; Peronosporomycetes; Peronosporales; Peronosporaceae.